Molecule: messenger RNA, 1067 nt
Organism: Aspergillus vadensis CBS 113365
Lineage: Eukaryota; Fungi; Ascomycota; Eurotiomycetes; Eurotiales; Aspergillaceae
Product: putative RNA binding protein Pym
Exons: 1
Coding region: 333-995 (220 amino acids)
Biological process (GO): exon-exon junction complex disassembly
Cellular component (GO): exon-exon junction complex; cytoplasm
Molecular function (GO): RNA binding
Source: RefSeq, a predicted model, not a curated record
UCGAGUUCGGUUUGGCGGCCGCGAAAAGCAACAGCGGGAAUCACCGGGUCGCUGAUUGGCCAGUCGGAACACCACCUGCGCAGAGCCUCCGACUGGCCGCCUGGACAUUCAUCAACCUUACGUCGACUCGUCCACAAUUUCAAUGCGCUGUCGGGCUUGACUUGUGAAUAACUGUGACAACAAACACCGGAAUUCAAUUUCAACGCAUUCAACCUCGAACUUAAACCAGGGGGAGAUUUCUACCGUGGAACUACUUUGUCUUCCCCCUCAGACCACCCUGACAUUUUCCCGCCCGACCGACUCUCAACACCCCGCCUAACGAAAAUAAAAUUAUGGCCUCCAACAAGCCUGGUGCGGUCAGUUCCUCCGGGAUCACAACGAAUGAAACCACCGGGGAACGCUACAUUCCUUCGUCUGUCCGUGCCGACGGUUCCAAGCGACGAGAGAUCCGUGUCCGACCGGGAUACCGCCCUCCUGAGGAUGUGGAACUAUACAAAACCCGUGCGGCAGAGGCCUGGAAGAAUCGCGGAAAAGGCGGGGUUCCCGGUGCCGAUGGAUUGAAGGACGACGAGGACACAUCGGCCAACAAGGCAGGUGGUGCAACCAACAACAAGAAUGCGAAGCGUCGCGAAGCUAGAAAGAAGGCCAAGGCGACACAGGAUGGUGCUACCAACGGCAAGGAUGUGACUCGCAUCGAGAACUGGCGUGCCGGUGCGCCCGAAGAGGCUAAGAAGCAAUCGAACGGAGCCGAAAAGGACGCAGCGCAAACCGAGGAAGCAGUCGACCCUGAAGCAGAGAAGGAAAAGAAGGCCCGCAAUUUGAAGAAGAAGCUGAGGCAGGCUCGCGACCUGCGCGACAAGAAAGCCCAGGGAGAGGCCCUUCUUCCCGAGCAGUUGGAGAAGGUGAUCAAGAUUCAGGAACUGAUUCGCCAACUGGACUCCCUCGGGUUCGAUUCGAACGGAGACAAAAAGGAGGCCACCGAAUUGAAGGAGUAGAGGGAACUACCGAUUCGCAGAAGUAACCGUACUUCUUAUUGAUCAGGUCCUAUUGUGCGACUUUCUGAAGGU